AUGGACAAGAAAAUCUUGGAAUACAGCAGUCACGCUAAAACCAGAAGUCCGGGACCGGCGGCGUACAAUUUGAAACCCACCAUAGCCGGCAAAGAGGUGACGCCAGACCCGACAGUCGAGUGGCACCCUAGAUACACCUUAAAGGCACGGAAAAUGGUCCAAGCGAAGCCCGUGGGACCGGGACCGGCGUUCAACACGGCGGGUUUGAGCAGGUACGGCAAGGCCAAGGCGCCGAGCGCGCCGUUAGGCCGUCCACUGGUUUUGCGGCAAGACAACCUACCAGGGCCGGCCGACUAUUGUCCGCAGCAACAAGAUCACGUGCCCGGGAUCAGGAUAGCGCGACCGUUGGCGGCCUCGGACCGCCGGCGACCGAAAGAGCCGAAAAUCGGCCCACCGGCGCCCAACGCGUACAUGCUACCCAGCACGCUCGACGGGCCGAAAACCCGGAUUGGCCGACCGUUAAAAGACAGAAAUCCGCCGCCGUUUCCGGGGCCCGGCCAGUACGGCCUGGUUCGGCCAGACGUGUACAAGCCCGCUGCGCCCGGCCGGUCGAUGGGCCGCAGAAUAACGAUCAAGUCGGUCGAGAAAAGGCCCGGGCCAGCCGACUACUAUGCCGAGUACUGCGCGUACAAGCCGACCACUACCGCCGGUGCGACGUUUGGCACAAGACAUACAGAAAAAACCGGCGUGUUCGCCGUGCCACCCGACAACGAGUAUUUUGCGUGCUAA
Adelges cooleyi (spruce gall adelgid) is the source of this 729-nucleotide messenger RNA. RefSeq names its product outer dense fiber protein 3-like protein 2. The coding region runs from base 1 to 729 and encodes 242 amino acids. The transcript has 2 exons. The record is from RefSeq and is a predicted model, not a curated record. Gene Ontology annotation, cellular component: cytoskeleton. NCBI's taxonomy places the organism in Eukaryota, Metazoa, Arthropoda, Insecta, Hemiptera, Adelgidae.